AUGGUGGCCGGAGGAAGAGACGCCACCGUUGGCGUCGGCGUGGCGGUUUUAAUGGUGGUCUUAGGGAUUCAGAUUUGCUCGGCGCAGAUUACCAGAAGCCGUUUUCCCACUGGAUUUGUUUUCGGAACUGCUUCCUCUGCUUUUCAGUACGAAGGCGCUGUAAAGGAGGAUGGAAGGGGACCCACAAUUUGGGACACAUUUUCUCAUUCAUUUGGAAAGGUGCUUGAUUUCAGUAAUGCAGAUGUUGCAGUGGACCAGUACCACCGGUAUCCGGAAGACAUUAAACUUAUGAAGGAUAUGGGUAUGGAUGCCUACCGAUUCUCCAUUGCUUGGUCUCGGAUCUUCCCAAAUGGAAGUGGAGAGAUCAAUCAAGCUGGAGUUGAUCAUUACAACAAUUUCAUCAAUGCUUUGUUAGCCAAUGGAAUUGAACCCUAUGUCACUCUCUAUCACUGGGACCUUCCUCAAGCCCUAGAAGACAAAUACACCGGCUGGCUCAGCCCCCAAAUCAUAAACGAUUUCGCUGUUUUCGCCGAGACGUGCUUUCAGAAGUUCGGCGAUCGAGUAAAGCAUUGGAUUACUUUCAACGAACCCCAUACCUUCGCUACACAGGGCUACGAUGUCGGUCUCCAGGCGCCGGGGCGCUGCUCCAUUCUUCAUCAUCUUACUUGUCGGAAUGGCAAUUCUCUAACUGAGCCUUACAUUGUUGGCCACAAUAUUCUCCUCUCUCAUGCCGCCGUCUCCGAUAUUUACAGAAGAAAGUACAAGAGGACACAGAAGGGAGUGAUUGGGAUCUCGCUUGAUGUUAUCUGGUUCGAACCAGGUUCGAAUUCCACUGAAGACAUUGAAGCAACUCAAAGAGCUCAAGAGUUUCAGCUUGGAUGGUUUCUCAACCCGUUGAUCUUUGGAGAUUAUCCAACCUCCAUGAAAAGCAGAGUUGGGGGCCGGCUACCGACGUUCUCGCAGCCGCAGGCAGCUUUGGUGAAAGGGUCUCAGGAUUUUGUUGGUAUAAAUCACUACACCACAUUUUAUGCUUAUCACAACCGCACAAACCUUCUUGGGGUUGUCCUGAAUGAUACCAUUGCUGAUUCUGGUGCCUUCACCGUUCCAUUCAAAGGCCUGAAAACCAUUGCAGAAAGGGCAAGUUCUAUAUGGUUAUACAUAGUUCCUCGUGGGAUGCGAAGUUUGAUGAAUUACAUCAAGAACAACUAUGGAAACCCACUAGUGAUCAUCACUGAAAAUGGGAUGGACGACCCAAAUGAUCCACUGAAACCACUUAAAGAAGCAUUGAAGGAUGAGAAGAGGAUCAGAUACCACAAUGGGUACUUAACAAACCUGUUGGCCGCCAUCAAGGAAGAUGGUUGCAAUGUGAAAGGGUAUUUCGUGUGGUCUUUGUUGGAUAAUUGGGAGUGGUCAGCUGGUUUCUCUUCAAGGUUUGGCCUUUACUUUGUUGAUUACAAGGAUAAGCUGAAGAGAUACCCCAAGGACUCGGUUCAAUGGUUCAAGAAUUUCUUGGCUUCUUAGAAGUCUGAGAAUCUGAAAGAAGGCUAAUUCUACAGUUUGGUGCUUUUGCUUUUGUUGUCAUUGGCUACAUUAUUGUGGAGCUAAUCCUAAUCGUGCACUUUAAUUUCUAUUGAUGAGUGUGAAAAUGACAUGAGAUUUUUGAGUUAAAAAGUAAGAGAUUUGAAGUCCUGAUCUCUCAAUUUUUAUAAUUAAUUUAAUACAAGAA
This is a messenger RNA of Benincasa hispida (wax gourd), 1726 nucleotides long. RefSeq names its product beta glucosidase 40 (gene BGLU40). NCBI's taxonomy places the organism in Eukaryota, Viridiplantae, Streptophyta, Magnoliopsida, Cucurbitales, Cucurbitaceae. Gene Ontology annotation, biological process: carbohydrate metabolic process. The record is from RefSeq and is a predicted model, not a curated record. Gene Ontology annotation, molecular function: beta-glucosidase activity.